AUGGGGGCUAUGUACCACUGCAUUGGGGGAACACUGCUUGCCUUUGGCCUUCUCAGUUUGUUCUCUGGGGUUAUUGCUUUCUUUCCAGUUUUCAGCUACAAGCGCUGGUACAUUGGGUGGAGUGUCAAAAUCGCCACUCCUAUCUGGAACGGAGUUUUUGCCUUGUCUUUUAUUAAUUGUAUCUUCUUUUUUGUUUUAUACAGUACAAUACAAUUCGCAAUCGCCAUUGCCUCCAUCUUGAUUAUCCCUUAUUGCUACUACACAUUCGCCAGAGCCGUUGGAACCAAUUACCUUGGCUACGCUGUGGAGCUCCCUUUUCCCUAAGUUUACAACAAAAUAAUAUUCAAAUUUUGGGGCAGUUCCACAUGUGUAGGACAAUUCAUAAGCUUUUUUUAAAGGCCCUUUCGUGAUCUCUCAGAUGUUUUUUUACGUGGAGUAUUUGCAUUCUUCUGUAUUAUAAAAUUCAAAGAAACUACAUGGAAAUAUGUAAAUGAGAGUUUAUGUAUUGCUCAUAUGUACUGCAUGUACCAACACAGAUUUCCUACUUGCAAGGCAGAUCAGGUUAAUUAAACUAUUGACAUGUUUUUUUAUGGAAAGUUGCAUUCUCUUCAUAGGUAAUCUGAGGUACAGGUAUUGAUCUUUAUCACUACCAUUUUAGUUUAUAGAAUAAUAUGGUUUAUCUGCUGUGUGAACUUAAACACAGAAAACUCAAGCAGGCAUUAGCACAGGGACUGUCGCCCUGUAUUGCUGCCCUGGCUCGUAGAAUGACCCUUCACGAAGAAAUUCAACCCAGUGUACUUUACCAUGGUUAUCAUGGCAUUUUUAAUUACUGAGACAUUGCUUGAAUUGUUUAGCUAAUUUAUCCUAAACGUGAUCAUUGCCAAAAUAAAUACAAUGUGACUCCCAUCUGAUGUGCCAUCAGGAAAUUGCAAUGUUACUUUUUUCUCUGCAGUAGUGACAAAAAAUGUACUCUUCAGAACGAUUCAAAAAAGGGAAGGGAAGGUUAAAAAAAAUGUAAUUUGAAGCUACUAGCUCUUUAACAGUUUUAGUUUAUUCACUUUGUGCCCACAGGGCUAGCACAGGUACAUCUCAAUAGUGCAGCAAAAAUACAAAGAGAGACCUAAGAAACAGUAAACAUCAUAUUACACCACCACCCUGGAAUUUAUAAAUCUGCUUUUUAAAACCUUAUUUCACUGUAUUUUUAUUGUCUUAUAUUAGUGGGUCUAUAAAUCACAACAGGAGAAAAUAAUUUAGCCUCUCUUUAGUUUAACAAUAAUCUCUUUCCAUGUUAUGGUAGGUAUAAAGUAGACAGAUUCUGUAAUCCUUAUUCUUGUUAUUUUUUCACAGAAAACAAGGCAUGGAUGGUAAACUGUACCACUGAUGGUCCUGGUCAAAUAUGCCCCUGAAAAAAGAGGGACUGAAUAAUCUAAUACCUGUAGGCCUGUGACAGGCUUGAAAACAUAGAACAUAUAUUGUGUAUAUGCAUUUAGAGUAUACAGUAUAAUUUUUAAUACUUGCACAAACAAGCUUCUUAGAAUAGAUUAUGAUUUAUGAUUUCCCUAAAGGGUUUUAAAAACAUGAAUGUCUCGCUAUAUUUUCUUUUAGCCAGCAGGUAUUUUGUUGUUUUUGAAGUUUUGUUGAUUAGUUUAUAAAAACAAAGGAAAAUGAUAUGUUUUUGAAAGUUCCUGUUGCCACGGUACCCACUCUACUUGAACUGUCAAGGUUAGUUGAACCUUAUGGAUGUAUCAAAUUAGAACAUGCAUGUACAGUAUAUCAAUAUUUGAAAUAUCCUGUGGCAGAGCAGAAAUUGGCAGUUAUGGGGUUAAAUUCCCCUACCUGCCUGGGUUUAUUGUGUUCAGGUGGCUGGGGUUGAUUAGUUAAUUAGAGUAAUUAACGAUCAAUCAGCACCCAGCCACCUGACAUAAAAGGAGGCCUUAGCUUCCCAUGAGGGGGAGGGAGCUGAGGAAGCGUGUUGGUGUUGGUGUUGGUGUUGGUGUUGGUGUUGGUGUUGGUUGUUGGUUGUUGGUUGUUGGUUGUUGGUUGUUGGUUGUUUGCUGUUUUUGUGGAUUUUCUCAUCCAGUGAAGGCAUCGCCCAGCCUGGAAACCUUUAUUUUGUAAGUUUUGUUUUGUGUUUAUUUUGUGAUUGAAAUCUUUUUGUUUGGCCCUUGUGCCUGUUUAUUUGAUUAUUUUUUGUUUAUUAAAAAGCUUUAUUUUGAACUUUAUACUGUCUCUGAGUCUCAAACCUCUGUCAUCCUGUCACAUUUGGUGCUCAGAAGUGGGACAACGCUACCUGGAGGCUCAGGUCAGUAUUUUUUUUUGUUUGUUUUUUGAAUUU
Molecule: messenger RNA, 2335 nt
Organism: Acipenser ruthenus (sterlet)
Lineage: Eukaryota; Metazoa; Chordata; Actinopteri; Acipenseriformes; Acipenseridae
Product: transmembrane protein 212-like
Exons: 2
Coding region: 1-324 (107 amino acids)
Source: RefSeq, a predicted model, not a curated record